AUGAUAGGAUAGAAAAAAUAUUUUAACAAUUUAGAAGAAUUUUUAGACACUUCACUUUAAUCGUUUUAGGUUCUCUAUAUAGAUCUAAAUAAUUAGAGAUAGUUAAUUGGUGAUGAAGGUGCAUCAAGUUUAGGUUCUGGUUUAGGAAAGUGCUCUAAUCUCUCAAAUUUGAUACUUUAUCUUGAGGGGAAUUAAAUUGGUGAUAAAGGUACAUUAAGCUUAGGUUUUGGUUUAGGAAAGUUCACUAAUCUCUCAAAUUUGACACUCAAUCUAGGGCUAAAUGAAAUUGGUGCAAUUGGUGCAUUAGGCUUAGGUUUUGGUUUAGGAAAAUGCACUAAUCUCUCAAAUUUGACACUCGAUCUAGGUUGGAAUUAAAUUAAUGAUGAAGGUGCAUCGAGCUUAAGUUCUGGUUUAGGAAAUUGCACUAAUCUCUCAAAUUUGACUCUAAAUCUAUCGAAAAAUUAAAUUGGCGAUGAAGGUGCAUCAAGCUUAGACUCUUUUUUAGGAAAGAGCACUAAUCUCUCAAAUUUGACACUUUAUCUUAAGUGGAAUUAAAUUGGCGCAAUUGGUGCAUCAGGCUUAGGUUCUGGUUUAGGAAAGUGCACUAAUCUCUAUAAUUUGAAACUUAAUCUAGAUAACAACUAAAACAAAAGAUAUUAAUAAUUGAAAUUAAAAUGCCUUAAAUCAAAAAGAUUAGUUGCCUUAGAAAUACAAUAUUGGUGA
This is a messenger RNA of Tetrahymena thermophila SB210, 723 nucleotides long. RefSeq lists its product as hypothetical. Gene Ontology annotation, biological process: inflammatory response; positive regulation of MHC class I biosynthetic process; positive regulation of MHC class II biosynthetic process. The transcript has 9 exons. Gene Ontology annotation, molecular function: protein binding. The record is from RefSeq and is a predicted model, not a curated record. NCBI's taxonomy places the organism in Eukaryota, Ciliophora, Oligohymenophorea, Hymenostomatida, Tetrahymenidae.